Toxotes jaculatrix (banded archerfish) is the source of this 8821-nucleotide messenger RNA. RefSeq names its product calcium channel, voltage-dependent, T type, alpha 1G subunit (gene cacna1g). Gene Ontology annotation, molecular function: voltage-gated sodium channel activity; low voltage-gated calcium channel activity. The transcript is spliced from 40 exons. Bases 423 to 8171 code for a protein of 2582 amino acids. The record is from RefSeq and is a predicted model, not a curated record. Gene Ontology annotation, cellular component: neuron projection; voltage-gated calcium channel complex; plasma membrane. NCBI's taxonomy places the organism in Eukaryota, Metazoa, Chordata, Actinopteri, Toxotidae. Gene Ontology annotation, biological process: calcium ion import; calcium ion transmembrane transport; sodium ion transmembrane transport.
GCCCGUCUGUUUGCCUCCUGUUUGUGUUCAGCGGCAGGAUGUGCAGCAGCAUCUCCACGGAUCUUUAAAACACUGAUGCGGGAUACGCACUUAAAACCGCCUGUGGAUGCAACGAAAAGUACUGGAUUCUGGAUUUGAAGGAGGAAAAGCAGCGGAGGAAAACGCGGGGAAAGGAACCGCUUAUUAAUUUCUCUUUUUUGGGGGGGCUCUGUGGAGAAGGAGGAGGAGGAGGAGGGAAUCAUAAAAGAAGUUUGAGCCCGGCAUUAAUAUUUGAACAAAGACUGAGCGCUGCAAAAGUAGACAUCUCACGGUUCCUCUUUUCCUUUCUAACCGGGAAUGAUUAUGAAGUGUUGCUAAGGCCCCUGGAGAGGCGCGUUGGACACCGGAGACCGGGGGCUUGGGCGCACCAUUACAGGAGGUGAAUGAUGGCCGAGGAUGGGGGAUAUCUCUCCAGGGUCCCCGACGCCAGGGGUUCGGAGGGUCGCUCCUCUCUGCCGAGGACUUUCAUCCGGCUCAACGACCUGUCCGGGGUCGGGACAGGAGGUGGGGAGAGCGGCGAGAUGGUGGUGGAGCCGUUGUCCCCGGCGCCCGACGGGAUCUCUACAGGCGGGGAGGACGCAUCGACCAGCGGCGGGGAGAACCUACCCUACCCCACCCUGGCCCCCGUGGUCUUCUUCUACCUGAAACAAACCACCCCGCCUCGGAGCUGGUGCCUCAAGAUGGUCUGCAGCACAUGGUUUGAGCAAGCGUCCAUAUUGGUGAUCCUGCUGAACUGUGUGACGCUGGGCAUGUUUCACCCCUGCGAGGACAUGGAGGAGUGCGACUCUGAGAGGUGCAGGAUCCUGCAGGCCUUUGACAACUUCAUCUUCGCGUUCUUUGCCAUUGAGAUGGUGAUCAAGAUGGUGGCUCUGGGGAUUUUUGGCAAGAAGUGUUACCUUGGGGACACAUGGAACCGCUUGGACUUCUUCAUAGUACUGGCUGGGAUGUUGGAGUACUCCCUCAACCUGCAGAACGUCAGCUUUUCAGCGGUGAGGACGGUUCGCGUGCUGAGACCACUGAGAGCCAUCAACCGAGUGCCAAGUAUGCGUAUCCUGGUGACCCUAUUGUUGGACACCCUGCCAAUGCUUGGCAACGUGCUGCUGCUCUGCUUCUUUGUCUUCUUCAUAUUCGGCAUUGUGGGCGUCCAGCUGUGGUCCGGCCUGCUCAGAAACCGCUGCUACGUGGAAGAAAACUUCUCCUUCCCUCUGUCUGUGAAGUCGGAGAAGUUGCAUGAAUACUACCACACUGAAAAUGAUGAUGAGAACCCCUUCAUCUGCUCUCAGCGCCAAAACAAUGGCAUGAGGAACUGCAGCUCGGUCCCCAAGCUGUAUGAGGGAAACGUGCAGUGCACCCUGGGCAUGGAAUCUUACAACAGCACUGACAACACCACUUGCGUCAACUGGAACCAGUACUACACCAAGUGUGCUACUGGUCCGUCCAACCCUUUCAAGGGAGCCAUCAACUUUGACAAUAUCUGCUAUGCCUGGAUUGCAAUCUUUCAGGUGAUCACUCUGGAGGGCUGGGUGGAUAUUAUGUAUUUUGUGAUGGAUGCUCAAUCCUUCUACAACUUCAUCUACUUCAUCCUACUCAUCAUUAUUGGCUCAUUCUUCAUGAUCAAUCUAUGCCUGGUGGUCAUCGCCACUCAGUUCUCAGAGACCAAGCAGAGGGAGAGCCAGCUGAUGAAGGAGCAGCGGGUGCGCUUCAUGUCCAACGCCAGCACUCUGGCCUCUGAGCCAGGCUCCUGCUACGAUGAGCUCCUCAAGUUCGUGGUUCGCAUUGUCCGGAAGGGGGCCAGACAAGUAGCCCAUAUCUGCAGGCUCUUGGCUCGCCGUGCCGGGCUGAACAUCGCCGCCUCUCCCCCGGCCGCGGAGCCCCAGCGUAGCCAGAGGAGGAGGAGGAAGUUCUCCAGGCAGGGAUCCAUGUCGGUUCAUCACAUGGUGCACCAUCAUCACCACCACCACCAUCACUACCACCUGGGAAAUGGCAGCGUGAGGGGAGGAGGGAGCACCUGGUGUAUGGAGGGUAGGGAUGUGGAGGCUGGAGCUCAUAAUAACAACGGAGGGGCUAUUUUAGCAACAUCCAGCACCGGGCAGCUUGCUUUGGUGCCGCCCUCUUCUGUGACAUCAGCCACCUCUGAUUCGAACCAUGCCACUGCAGGAGCUGCUGAUUCAGCUUCAGUUCGCAGUGUGUUCAACAUGGAAACGCUUCGCUGUACCCCUUCGCCCACGGGCAUGGGGCCAACUCCAGGUUCCUUCUCCCUUGCCCCUGUUCCCUUGAAGAAGAGGAACUCAGUGCCCUUCGCUGCUCCAGGCCCUAAAAACUAUCCCACCCUGCAGGCCCGAGCCCUAGCAGAGUCCAGACGAGGAAGUGUUGCAGCCAGCACUUUGACUAAUAUCAGCUUCAACCUCAAUAUCCCACCCAUGUCCCUGGAGAGACGGCCAUCGAGCCUGGUGGAGGCUCACUUGCCCUCAGCCCAGCUCUCCUGCCAGCUGUCAGCCCGUGACCUCAGCACCACCAGCAGUGCCAUGGACACGGCUGCUUUGACAUUGGACCCUGAGAACUGCCCUUACUGCGCCAAGGCCCUGGCCAACGAGUCAGAGGGCGGAACCGAGGGCAAUGAGACACCCGGUGAUUCCGACAGCGAGGGUGUUUAUGAGUUCACCCAGGACCUCCACCACAGGGACAGGAGAGACAGCCGGCAGCCCAAAAAGAAGCACCGAAGGCUGGGCAAAACCGCAGCGAAGGCGGUUCACUUCUGGAGGCUGGUGUGUGACACGUUCAGGAAGAUCGUGGACAGCAAGUACUUUGGACGAGGGAUUAUGAUCGCCAUUCUGAUUAAUACUCUGAGCAUGGGGAUCGAGUACCAUGAGCAGCCUGAAGAGUUGACCAAUGCGUUGGAGAUCAGCAACAUUGUGUUCACCAGCCUCUUCUCUCUGGAGAUGCUGUUGAAGAUUUUGGUCUAUGGGCCCUUUGGCUACAUCAAGAAUCCCUACAAUAUCUUCGAUGGCAUCAUUGUGGUCAUCAGUGUGUGGGAGAUCGGUCAUCAGGGCGGUGGUCUCUCCGUGCUGAGGACCUUCCGGCUGAUGCGGGUGCUGAAGCUGGUGCGUUUCAUGCCGGCCCUGCAGAGGCAGCUGGUGGUGCUGAUGAAGACCAUGGACAACGUGGCCACCUUCUGCAUGCUGCUAAUGCUCUUUAUCUUCAUCUUCAGUAUCCUGGGAAUGCAUCUGUUUGGUUGUAAGUUUGGCUCGGAGAGGGCUGAAGACACUCUGCCUGACAGGAAGAACUUCGACUCUCUUCUCUGGGCCAUAGUGACUGUCUUCCAGAUCCUCACCCAGGAGGACUGGAACAAGGUGUUAUACAACGGCAUGGCCUCCACCUCUCCUGUAGCUGCCCUCUACUUCAUCGCACUCAUGACCUUUGGAAACUACGUCCUCUUCAACUUGCUGGUGGCCAUCUUGGUUGAGGGUUUCCAGACAGAGGAAGUGUCCAAGCGGGAGGACUUGCAUGCCCAGCUGAGCCUAAUUCAGCUGCCUGUAGACUCAGGGGGUGAUGCUUCCAAAUCGGGUUCGGACAUUGAUUCCUUCACACGAUGUUUGGAGGAUGCCAACGGCAGCAAGAAGGAUUUAUCGGCUUCUGCAGUAGUGCCUGUAAAUGGUCAUGUGGACCUGAAGACCAGCCUGACUCCGCCUCUAAUCACUCACACGGCUGCCACCCCCAUGCCUGUACCAAAGCUGCCCGUCGGAGGUGACCCCAUCCUGGGCUACGAGUCCCGUCGAGGCAGCAACGUCUCCAUAGACCCAGCCUGCUAUGACAAAUCACCGACCAGUGCCCGGAGCUCUUCUCCCUACGCCCCACUGGGCUCCGGCAGCGGCUGGACCAGUCGACGAUCCAGCUGGAACAACCUUGGUCGGGCUCCGUCACUCAAACGCCAGAAGCGGCAGUCUGGGGAGCGACGCUCUCUCCUCUCCGGGGAAGGCGACUCCAGUUCAGAAGACGGUGAGGGCGGAGGAGAAGGAGGUGGUGGGCUGAUGGAGGAUGAUAACACCUCCCUGGCCAGGACAGACUCCAUGUCACAGUCACAGAGAGGUCCCCGACAUCGCAGGAUGGAGUCGGUGGAGACUCGGAGCUCCAUGGAUUUGCCACCUGAUGCUCAGCUACAGGUACCCUACCUGUACCGCACAGCCAGCAUGCACAGCUCCAGACCCCCCUCAAUGGGCCACAUACGGCCCACAGAGCACAGCGACUGCAAUGGAAAGGGUUCUCUAUCAGUUUUGGGUCCAACACAUGUCUCGCUGGAGGACAACACUGAAGACGAAAACGCAGAGGAGGAGCCCAACCUGGGACGUUUUGCCAGAUUGUUCCGCUGGCUGGAGAAGAAGCAGCCAGAGUGGUGUCGACAGAGAGACACCUGGUCACUCUACCUCUUCCCUCCAGAGUCCAGGUUUCGGAUCCUGUGCAAGAAGAUCAUCACCCACAAGAUGUUUGACCAUAUUGUGCUGGUCAUCAUAUUCCUCAACUGCAUCACCAUCGCCAUGGAGAGGCCUGGCAUCCAGCCCACCGAACGGAUCUUCCUCACGUUGUCCAACUACAUCUUCACGGCGAUCUUUGUGGCUGAGAUGACUGUAAAGAUCAUAGCUAUGGGCUGGUGCUUUGGGGACAAGGCCUAUCUGAGGAGCAGCUGGAAUAUUCUGGAUGGGAUGUUGGUGAUGAUUUCCGUUAUUGACAUCCUGGUGUAUCUCAUCUCCAAAUCGGGUACCAAGAUCCUGGGCAUGCUCAGAGUGCUGAGGCUGCUGAGGACCCUGAGGCCGCUACGUGUGAUUAGCAGAGCCCCAGGGCUGAAGCUUGUGGUGGAGACCCUGAUGUCAUCACUGAAGCCCAUCGGCAACAUUGUGGUCAUCUGCUGCGCCUUCUUCAUUAUCUUUGGUAUCCUGGGAGUACAGCUCUUCAAGGGGAAGUUCUUCUUUUGUCAAGGAGUAGAACAUCGUGUAAACAUCGCCAACAGGACAGAUUGUGAGCAUGCCAACUACACAUGGGUCAGACACAAGUACAACUUUGACAACCUGGGACAGGCCUUGAUGUCUCUUUUUGUUCUGGCGUCAAAAGAUGGCUGGGUGGACAUUAUGUAUAACGGACUGGAUGCUGUAGAAGUUGACAGACAGCCAAAAUUGAACCACAACCCAUGGAUGCUGCUUUACUUCAUCUCUUUCCUGCUCAUCGUGGCCUUCUUCGUGCUCAACAUGUUUGUGGGUGUGGUGGUAGAGAACUUCCACAAGUGCCGACGCCACCAGGAGGUCGAGGAGGCCAAGCGCAGGGAGGAGAAGAGACUGAAACGCAGGGAGAAAAAGAGACGGAAUUUAUUGGUUCCGGGGGUGAGUUGGGCCCUCUCUGAAGGCACAUUGAAAGAAGCUCAGAGUAAGCCCUACUACUCCGAUUACUCCCCCACCCGUCUGCUCAUCCACAAGAUGUGCACCAGCCACUACCUGGACCUGUUCAUCACCAUCGUCAUAGGGCUUAACGUCAUCACCAUGUCCACGGAGCACUUCGACCAGCCCAAGGAGUUGAGCAAGGCAUUGAAGAUCUGUAACUACAUCUUCACCCUCAUCUUUGUCUUGGAGUCCAUCUUCAAGCUGGUGGCCUUCGGUUUCCGACGUUUCUUCAAGGACAAGUGGAACCAGCUGGAUCUGGCCAUUGUGUUGCUGUCUAUCAUGGGUAUCACUCUGGAGGAGAUUGAUGACAGUUCUUCACUGCCCAUCAACCCCACCAUCAUCCGCAUUAUGAGAGUGCUGAGGAUCGCACGAGUAUUGAAGCUCUUGAAGAUGGCGGUGGGGAUGAGAGCUUUGCUGGACACCGUUAUGCAAGCCCUGCCUCAGGUGGGGAAUCUGGGUCUUCUCUUCAUGCUUCUCUUCUUUAUCUAUGCAGCGCUGGGAGUGGAGCUGUUUGGUAACUUGAUUUGUGAUGAAUUCCACCAAUGUGAGGGUCUGGGGCGCUAUGCUACAUUUAAAAACUUUGGGAUGGCAUUUCUGCUGCUCUUUAGAGUUGCCACCGGGGACAACUGGAAUGGCAUAAUGAAGGACACAUUAAGAGACUGCACCCAUGACAACAGCACCUGCUACAACACUGUGGUCUCUCCCAUCUACUUUGUCUCCUUCGUCUUGACUGCUCAGUUUGUCCUGGUCAAUGUUGUCAUCGCCGUCCUGAUGAAGCACCUGGAGGAGAGCAACAAGGAAGUCAAAGCGGGUGCAGAGCCUGAAACGGACCUAGAACUAGAGCUCCAGGCAGAUGGAGGAGACAUGGCAACGAGGCCCCACCAGCUAAACCCGCUAGCGCUGGGCAUGGACAGGUCAAGUUCUGGGGGUUCACCCUGGAGGUCCACCGGAGGAGGGGACAUGGAACAGGAAAGGGACGGUCCUAUGGACUCACCCACUGCUGAUAUAACCAGAGACUCUGUAAACAUCAGAGCGGACCCUCCUUCAUGCCUGGACCAUGCUCUGGAGUUUGUCCAGCGGAGAGCGCUGUUUGACUCGGUCUCCCUGGUCAUCCAGGGUUCAAUGGAGGGAGAGUUGAGUCUGAUGGACAACCUGUCCGGCUCUAUCUGCCACUUCUACGCGCUGCCCCCCAAGCCCAGCAAGCACAGCAGCGACAAGAAGAUCCCUCUAGCGGAGAUGGAAGCUCUGUCUCUGGCCUCUGAGAAAUCCUGGUCCCUAGCUCUGACAGACGACUCGGCCCCCGACGAUUUUAACCCCCUCUUUCUAACCAGUCUGGAAUGCAAUCCGGAGCAGCUUGAUCCCGGGGAGCCACUGGGGGACAACCUGCUGAGUGUCAGGAAGCCCACAGUGGGACGCACACACUCCCUACCCAACGACAGCUACAUGUUCCUCCCUCUGCAGCCCUUUGGCCACACGGCCCCGGCUCCAGCACAGAUACAGGGGCCCCAGCACAUAAUGGGCACCCAUAGGGCCCAAUCAGGCUCCAGUGCCUCGGUAUGUUCGCAACCAGAAGUUUCCCAGCAGCUGACCGUUCCCACAGAACUCUUCAGACCCAUCAGCCCCCACAGCCACUCAGACUCGGAAAGUAUACCACGACUACGACCUCCCAGACGCGCACACACGCUAAGCCGCACGCUCCGCAGACAGGUUGCAGUGUCUACUGACUCUCAGGAGGCCCUGUGUUCAGACGGAGGGGAGAGCAAUGAAGGACUUGUGAAUGUGGCCUCACUGGGCCUCCCUCCAUCCCCCUCCUCUCCCUCACCCUGCUCCCAUCAUCAUCAGCAGCCUGCUCUCUGCCUGCUCCCCGCCACGCCAGGCGCCUCCCCUAAGCCCUCGCGCCCUAUCAGCGUGCAAACCCAGCAACACGAUCAGCACUGCCCCGCCUCCUACUCCCCUUCCUCCUCCUCCUCCUCCUCCUCGCCCUCCUCACCUCCUCCACUCUUACCAGCAAGGUCACACCAACAGGACGAGGCCUCUGUGGAUCAGGAGGUGUCCCUCAUUACCUGUGCCGGGUUGGCUGGCGGUGAUGACAUCAUGGCGGAGGACAGCGGCGAUGGUAAUGAGGGUUACACCUCCUACGCAGGCUGCCAGGAUAGUCGGAGUCCAUACUUGAGGCAGCUGAAGAGAUUCCACAGCGCCGACACGCAGGGCCGCAGCACCGUCCUGCCCGGCCCCCGGCCUUCUUCCUGGUUGGAUGACCCACGACGCCACUCUGUGGAAGUAUGUUCCUCGGUGGAGUCCAGCCCACAGUGCAGCACCACCUCCACCUCCUCUGGCUUUGUGUCUCAGGCCGACAGCCUGCAGAUCCACAGCCAGACCCCCACUCAGACCUCGUUGCCCUCACCUCGACGCAAGAAGAAGAUGAGCCCGCCCUGCAUCUCUGUAGACCCCCCUGACGGACUGGAGCCUCAGUCUGGGCUCUACGUGGGCCUGGGUGGGCUUGGGGGGUUAGGGAUGCCCCCUCCCGUGCCCAGCCGGGAUACCUGCCUGAGGAGGAGAGCGCCCUCCAGUGACUCCAAGGACUCCUUUGACCUGGCAGUUGGAGAGGGCUCAGGACAGGACGGAGGCUCGCCAAACCCCAACACCAACCCCAAGCUAUUGACUCUUCCCAGUUUCUCCUUUGAGAAGACAAGCUCUGAGCACUGAACACUGAUACUCCAACACACACAGAUACACACACGCACACAGCCGGACGAACCUUCCACACACACAAACACACGAUGCACUCUGUGUGUCUGUGAUGGUGAUAGUUCUAGUAAUAAUGCUGUAGAGAGUAAUAAUGGUAAAACUACAACAAACAGUAAAAACAUCCUUGGUUUCAUAAGGAGUGCAGUACUGUAGUAGUGUGACCAUCCCUUGUCUUUGUAUUAUUACUGCCAAAACAACCAGAGAAGAAGAAGAAGAGAAGACAUGAAACAACAAACUGGACUGUUUCUCUUCUGCUAUGCCUGCAUGCCUCUGGCUGCAGCUCGACCCCGUAACCUCUGGAGCGACAUCAGCACCUGGGAUUUGGCGCCCUCCGUGGUUGCCAUCUGAACUGCCUGAUGUCGCACAGGGUGGACUUUACCCGGUCAGUGGAGGUACAAAGCAAUAUGAACGUUUUAGAGACACUAUUUUCUUAAAUUAUUUGGUCAUAGUGUUUGUACAGGAUGUUGUUUUUUAAUUUCAUUCGAUCGUUAUUUUCAUGUCAUUUUUGUGAUUUUUUUUUGUCAGAAAUGGUUUGUCUUUGUCUUUUUUUUUCACUGUAGGAUAUUUCUAGCUUUCUUGGUUUACUGAGGAAAGUGAGCGUUUUUCAA